Molecule: messenger RNA, 1698 nt
Organism: Thelazia callipaeda (thelaziosis nematode)
Lineage: Eukaryota; Metazoa; Nematoda; Chromadorea; Rhabditida; Thelaziidae
Source: the annotation of a GenBank genome assembly
AUGGAAAGCAAAGAUGCAUGGCUAGAUGUCUAUGGAAUGAAUCAAGACGAAUAUGAUCGAAAAUUCCGCUGUAAAUCACAAUCUUCAAUACAACGACGAGUAAAAGACUUUAUUCAUCGACUGCUAUUACCAUUUUUAAGUCUAUCUAAUUUUUGGCGGCUGUUCACAAGUUUUGUGCCUAUUUUCCGUUGGCUACCGGACUAUAAAUGGAAGGAAGAUCUCCUUUACGAUACUGUUGGCGGCUUGACUACUGGUAUCUCCCAUAUACUCCAGGGAUUAGCAUUUGCAGUAGUGAUAGGAGUUGACCCAAUAUACGGCUUGUAUGCCUCACUUUUCCCAGUCAUCUUUUAUAUGCUUUUUGGAACCUCAAGGCAUGUAUCAAUUGGAGCAUUCGCCGUGACAGCAAUAAUGUCUGGUGUGGCAGUGGAUAAGAUUGCAACGCAGUAUUCACAACUCAAUGCUACUCUGUUUGAUAAUUAUACUUUACCUUCUGCGAGCAAUAUAGAAAUUGCUACUGCACUUACCUUUACUACAGGUGUCAUUGAGACAAUCGCUGGCAUACUUCAACUUGAGUUUAUCACAACUUAUUUCUCUGAUCAAUUGGUAUCUGGUUUCACUACGGGUUCUGCUGUGCAUGUUGUUGUCGGUCAACUAGAUACUUUUCUUGGUAUAAGAGUACCCAAGUUUUAUGGACUAGGUUAUGUUUUCAAGAGACUUUAUCACAUUAUAAUCCGCAUUCCGCAGACAAAUCUCUACACACUGGGGUUAUCGAUUUUUAGCACGAUAUUUUUAUAUUUUGGCAAAAAAUGUGUAACACCAUUUAUGGAGAAAGUGUUACCAUUCGACACACCAAUACCUCAUGAAUUACUUGUGGCAACAGUUGUUGGUGAAAUUCCUGCUAUACUUUUAUACUUUAGUCUUCCUGAACCGCAACUGCCACGCUUCGAUUUGGUCGGUAUAUGUUUUCCAUAUGCAAUGGGCAUUGCUGCUGUAGUCAUCGCUGUACAUAUUUCCAUGGCUAAGAUGCUAGCUAAACAAAAGCAUUAUUCCAUAGAUUCUGAACAAGAAUUAUAUGCGCUAGGUUUUUCAACCGUUCUCGGUAGCUUUUUUCCCAUUUACCCAGUGGCUACCUCUCUGGGACGUACUAUGGUCAAUGUAGAAAGUGGGUCAAGGACUCAGUUUGCUUCCGUUCCAAGUUGUUUGUUAAUAGUAGCAGUUAUUCUCUGGGUCGGACCACUGCUCAAUGCUUUGCCAAUGUGCAUACUGGCUGUCAUUCUUCUCAUGUCACUUCGCACCAUGUUCUAUAGAUUUGCCGAAUUACCAAAAAUUUGGCCAGUAUCGAAGAUUGAUUUUCUUAUUUGGGUUGUCUCAUUUGUUGCGACCGUUGCUGCAGAUGUCAUGGACGGUUUGGUUAUUGCAGUCAUUUUCGCAAUGUUAACGUUGUUGUUCCGUUCUCAGUGGCCACGUUGGCGAAGAUUAGGGCAAUUGUCGCCACAUCAUCCUUAUUUUGAUAAUCCAAAAAGAUAUGCUGCAGCCACAUCUAAUCCAAAUUUUUGUAUUUAUCGCUUUGAAUGUCCGCUAUUAUUUAAUAAUGUAGGACGUUUCAAAACAAGUAUUCACGAUGCCUUAUUGGAGUGGCAGAAAGAAACGAGCAUUCUAGCCAAUAUGAUCAUUACUGUAUUGGUUACAAAUUCUUAA